UGCAGUUUGAAGUGAAAAAAAUUUGAUGAACCUUAACCUAGAAUAGUUUGUGUACAAUAAAGAAAAUAAACAUCUCGCAGUGUCUGAAAAUAUUUGAGAGAUCGAGAGAUUUGUGGUACAUCGAUUAAUUGACUUGAUUGUUCACUGAUAAAACAAUAGCAAUAAUGUCGAAACGUAAAUACGACGAGAUUCUCACGGACGAGAGGAAUUGGUCAGCUGCGACGAGAGCAAAUGAAAAACAACAUACCCUUGACUCUGACGAAGAGGACGAUGAAGUUAAAGAGGAUACGUACAAUGUCAUGAAUCCUGACGAUCUAGAAGGAACUGAGGAGGCAUCCGCUGCAGCUGAGACCAACGUCGGCUUCACGGCUUUCAACAUGAAGGAGGAACUUGAAGAGGGACAUUUUGAUAAGGAUGGACAUUACCUGUGGAACAAGGAUAAAGAAAUUCGGGACAACUGGUUGGACAAUAUUGAUUGGAUUAAAAUUAAACCGAAAGCAUCAGGAGGUGGAAGUGAUGAUAAAAAUGAAGAAGAAAAAGGAUUGGCUGAUAGUGACAGCGAGGAAGAGCCAGGUGUGAUGUUCGACCCAAUCCCAUUGUACAAACAGAUACUGAGUUACUUAAAUCCCGGUGAAACGGUAUCAAAAGCUCUCUGCAGACUAGGUAAAGGAAAAAAACACAUAUCCUCCGCGGAGCGAUGGAAGAGAAAAAAAGCUGGACUCAGUGAAACCGACGAAAACUCUGAUAAAAUCGUCAAACUCACAGAACUCGCCAAUGAAUUGUUAACGCGCACCGGUAAUAUGGAUAUCUAUCAGGAGGGAUACGACGAGAUCAAGAAAAAGGUCGAUAAAUCAGUGAAACAUUCUCACCCCUCGAAAGAAGAAGCUGAACUUGACAUGUACGCUGAUGAUUUUGACACAAAAGAAAAGCAAAAAUUAGUGGAAAUAAGUGAAGUUGGCACUUCGUCAAAAGAGGAUGAAGAAACAAUGAAGGAGUCGGUGGAUGCUGAAGUGACAUGGGAAUUAAAGUGGUCACAAGGAGAAAACAGUGAGAUUCAUGGACCACAUAGCAGCCAGCAGAUGCAUAAAUGGGCGAAGGAAGGUUAUUUCAAAAAUAGUGGCUGGGUUCGUCGCACCUCUCAGCCCGGAUCGUUCUACAGUGCUGCGAGGGUCGAUUUCGAAUUAUACAUGUAAUUUAUCAUCUUUAUCCUCUUUAUUGUCUACAAACCAAUGAACGUCAGAAUUAUGUUUAAAAAUAAUAUUUCCAUAUUUACAAACAGGAGUUACAUUCAAUUGCAUCAAUGCAAUUGUCUUUAAUGUCUUAUCCUCUUUUUUGGAGUUGUUUCAGGGAUUUCCCUGCACUCCGGGUAGAUUCUGUCGCAUUCACUGAAACUGUUAAGUCAUUCAAUCAUUUCAAAUCUUUAUAAUUAUUAAUUUUUUUUUUUCAAGGGUUUAUUUACUUGAUGGAAGUAUGUAUUUUUGUAAAAAUCUUAUUUUGAUAUUGCAAACGAUUGGUGGAUGAAUAAAGAAGUUGUGGAUUUUAAAAGCAGCGCGAAGAUUUUUUCGACUGCUACAUGGGAAAAAAUA
Molecule: messenger RNA, 1586 nt
Organism: Fopius arisanus
Lineage: Eukaryota; Metazoa; Arthropoda; Insecta; Hymenoptera; Braconidae
Gene: holn1
Product: CD2 antigen cytoplasmic tail-binding protein 2 homolog holn1
Exons: 6
Coding region: 165-1193 (342 amino acids)
Cellular component (GO): U5 snRNP
Molecular function (GO): protein binding
Source: RefSeq, a predicted model, not a curated record